This is a messenger RNA of Serinus canaria (Common canary), 707 nucleotides long. Its product is annotated as scale keratin-like. NCBI's taxonomy places the organism in Eukaryota, Metazoa, Chordata, Aves, Passeriformes, Fringillidae. Gene Ontology annotation, cellular component: intermediate filament. Gene Ontology annotation, molecular function: structural constituent of cytoskeleton. The record is from RefSeq and is a predicted model, not a curated record. The transcript has 2 exons. The coding region runs from base 132 to 524 and encodes 130 amino acids.
GAUUGGCCAGGCUGGAGCUGAGCAGUGCGGGGCUCCUAUAAAAGCCAUGCCAGGGUGAGACUGGACCAAGCACAGCCCUGGCCACCUUCUCCUCCUCAGGAAAAAGGAGCACCCUCGGAUCCCACUGCAAGAUGUCCUGCUACGACCUGUGCCCCCCCAGGACCAGCACGGAGCUGUGCCCCCCCAGGACCAGCGUGGCUGUGCCCCAGCCCAUCGCUGAGAGCUGCAACGAGCUGUGCGCCCGCCAGUGCCCCGACUCCUCUGCCUUCAUCCAGCCACCGCCCGUGGUGGUCACCUUCCCCGGCCCCAUCCUCAGCUCCUUCCCCCAGCAGGCCGUGGUGGGCUCCUCCGGAGCACCGGCCUUUGGCGGCUCCCUGGGGCUGGGCGGCCUCUACGGCGCCGGCGCCACCCAGGCCUCGGGGGGCCUCUGCACCUUUGGCAGAGCCUACGCUGCUCCCGCCUGCAGCCCUUGCGCCCUGCCCCGCUACAGCAAGAAGCUCUGGGACACCUGCGGGCCCUGCUAGAGCCACCAGCAGCAGCCCCAAAGCCCCUGGGGCCGCCUCAGCCCAGCGUGGAGAAGCUGAGCUCUGCACUAGCUGCCCUGGCCUCCUGCAGCCCGUGACACCCGGCCUGCCUGGGGCCUGCCCACCCUCCCUCUCCCUGCCUCUCCUGCAUUUCUUGGUUCAAUAAAGAUUUCCUGCAUCCAA